CUACACGUUUGCAGAGAGCACGAGCGGUGACGUGCUAUAGGCAGGGGAGUGGAGUCUGCACCAUGCCACCGCCUUCGCCCAUUGACGCUGCCGUCUUGCUGGACGCGGGGCCCCGUACACUGCACUCGCCGCCAUCAUGGUCAUCUCUCGAGUGAAGCAGAAGCAGAUCUCCUUUGGGUACUGCGACACCGUCACCGGGCAACGAGUCUACCCUCCUCCAGAAGUCGACAUAGUCAUGGCUGAACAAGAUCUCCUCCCCGAACAAUUGCCACCUGAGCCGGCUGCUGCUUUCACGCCGGAGACUGAUGAUGAGAUGAAUGACUUGUACAUCAGCACCACUGUUUGGCCUCCGCUCGGCCAGGCAACAAUAGUCCCAAAGGACGAGGACGGCGUCACGUUUACUGUCCUGCUCGAGCAUAGCCAACCCACCAGCCUCAUUGGACCUGAUCCGCCACAAGUCAUCAUUUGGCACAAUCACGGUGGCGAGCAUGAUUGGGAAGAGUUGCCACUCGCUCUAGCAGCUGAAUCUGACGAGCUACUCUUAUUGAACAGACCAUCAGAGAGAGACCUUGUGAAAAUAUGGUACACCGGACAUCUUCCCGGCACUCCCAAGCACGGGCAAGCUACUUCUUUCACGAUCAAGUAUCGACUCAGUCAAGACCAGGACUGGCAAUGGAUCAAAGACGUGACUGGAGUGGGUGACGGCCAGCUCAACUAUCAAAACAAUGAGUUCCAAAAACACUCGACCUACGACCUCAAACAUUGGUUCAGUGGUCUGAGUGGCGACAUCCAAGUACAGAGCGAACGGCCAGAUACAGAUAAUACCCACCUGUAUUCGCUAACAGCUCCGGUUGUCCCGGCAUACAAGCAAGACUCAGGCUAUCAACAUCAUCAGUUGGGUGUCGUCAAUCGGAGCACUAGAUGGUUCGGCUUGGUGCGACUGUGGUCUCCUUGGCUGGCUCCGCGUCAAGGCAAAGGGACGUUCGAAGUCGACAAGGAUGCUGUUGAAUUAUCUUUCUUGCGUGAAGAUGGCUUGCACGUCGUGAUUUUGGGGAUCAGCGGCAUCAACGAUGUGAUCACGACUUUCUUCAACGAUCACGAUGGAAACAUUAUCAUCAAGGCUCGCAAUGAUAGGACCGAAACCGAGACUAGCAGAGUGCUGGUUGCCGUCGCCGACAGUUUCGAGGUAGCGAAUGCAGCUGUCUGGUAUCAUGCCCGGAAGAUUGUGCAGUCCUACAGUGCUGCAGAUGAGGAGGCUGCCACUGUCGAACAGCUCAUCAAGACUGUACAACCAGUCGACAAUCCCAGUCCUGAGUGGCUUGAGGACUGGUAUGAUGGGUUCACGUUUUGUACUUGGAAUGCCUUAGGACAGAAACUCACGGCUAAGAAUAUAUACGACGCACUGGAAGACCUCGCCAAGGAGAACAUCAACAUAUCCACACUCAUCAUCGAUGACAACUGGCAGUCGCUCAGCAAAGGCGACACGCAAUUCACCCGUGGCUGGUCUGCAUUCGAGGCAAACCCAGAGGGCUUUCCAGAUGGCAUGAAGAAGACCACAGCCGAGAUACGGAAGCGACAUUCGAAUAUCAAGCACAUCGCCGUAUGGCACGCACUGCUCGGAUACUGGGGCGGCAUCGAUCCCGAUGGCGAGAUCGCGCAAAAUUACAAGACGAUCCAGGUCGAAAAGGAGCCCGGCGUAGCAGGAGGCACCUUCACUGUCGUUGCGGCCGAAGAUGUCAAACAAAUGUACGACGACUUCUACAGCUUCCUAGCGGAAUCUGGCGUCGACAGUGUCAAGACCGACGCACAAUUCUUCCUAGAUCUCCUUGUCCACGCUCCCGAUCGACGAAGCCUCAUGCAAGCCUACCAAGACGCCUGGACAGUCGCACACCUCCGCCAUCUGAGCAGCCGCGCCAUCUCAUGCAUGUCACAAACCCCACAGAACCUCUUCCACACCCAGCUCCCAAGGAACAAACCGCUCAUCCUCUCCCGCAACAGCGACGACUUCUUCCCCGAAGUCGACGCCUCUCACCCCUGGCACAUCUUCUGCAACGCCCACAACGCCCUCCUCACCCAACACCUCAACGUCCUUCCCGACUGGGACAUGUUCCAAACCUCCCACGACUGGGCCAGUUUCCACGCCGCCGCUCGCUGCGUCUCCGGCGGUCCCAUCUACUUUACCGACUAUCCCGGCAAACACGACAUCUCUUUGAUCAGACAAAUGACAGCCCAAACCCCCCGCGACAAAACCAUCAUCCUCCGCCCUCAAAUCGUCGGAAAAGCAACAAACCCCUACAACGCCUACCAAGACCUCACCCUUCUCAAAAUCAGAACCUACCACGGCUUCGCCCAAACCGGCACAGGAAUCCUCGGAAUCUUCAACGUCUCCGGUCGUCAUCUCAGUGAAUUCGUCCAUUUGUCCGAAUUUCCUGGUACAGACUCCGCUAGCAAAGAAGCAGAAUAUGUAAUCGGAUCCUUCUCUUCAGGAAAAUUCACAAAGCCUCUGAAACUCCACAAUGACUCCGGCAAAGAAACCACGAAACCUCUAAUCGGAAUCCAACUCCAAGCUCAAAGUUGGGAAAUCCUAACAUCGUAUGCUCUCCAAACAUUCGAUCUUUCUUCGGCCAAGGAACCCGUCAAAGUUGCCAUGCUAGGUCUCGUAGGCAAAAUGACCGGCUCAGCUGCCGUGACAGGCUACGACGUCUACGUCGAAGACAGCGGACGUUUGCGAACCUGGAUAUCGCUGAAAGCGCUAGGAAUUCUAGGACUUUGGAUUUCUGAUUUGGAAGAGAGAACGGUGUCAGAUAAUUUCAUCGUGUUGAUCCACGGGAACCCGAUCCCUGUGGAAUGCGUGAAAGCGAAUGGAAAAGUAUUAGAGAUCGAUAUUGAGAGAGCAUGGAAAGAGAGUGGAGAAGAUGUCGGAUGGGGAAAUGAAGUUACGUUGGAAGUGUUCAUGCAUUGAUCAAGGAGUUGGAAGAAAAGUGGCGAAUGCAUGGAUCAAAGAGAGAGUGAUAAAAAGUACUACUUGCUUAGCGUCACAAAUUCCAAUACCAACGAACGUCCCAUACCUCAGAUCUCAGAUCUCACAUCCAAACAUCCCCAUCCCCUUUCACUUCAACGAAGAGCCUCAAACCCCGGCCGGUCAGCCACAACAUACUUCACCAAAUCCAUCUCCGCCUCCAACCAAUUCCUUCUAGCCUUCCAAACCCGAACCUGAAACAAAACUUCCAAAAUCACCCGUUGAAGCCCCCGCUCAUCCUCCUCAUCACGCAUCUCCUCAAACGCCCGAACUUCAACCCAGCGAGAACCAAGAAAGCGUCCAAUGUCUGCAGCAGCAUCCGGUCUCGCGCUUGUAAAUUCAUCAAACGUCGCUCGAAACAAAGCGUUUUCCGUAUACAACUCUGAGAUGGCGACAAUCAAAACAUUGAACAAUGUUAACCGGUCGCUGUUUUCAAAGUCUCGAAGCCAGUUCAUGUUAGGUGCGUUUCGGAUGUGAAUCGUCACCUUGGACUCAAGAGGACGGUUUUCUGAAUUGAAAAUGUUCCACCAUGCAU
Cercospora beticola is the source of this 3554-nucleotide messenger RNA. RefSeq lists its product as uncharacterized. Lineage: Eukaryota; Fungi; Ascomycota; Dothideomycetes; Mycosphaerellales; Mycosphaerellaceae. The record is from RefSeq and is a predicted model, not a curated record.